Messenger RNA from Esox lucius (northern pike), 2186 nucleotides. RefSeq names its product zinc finger protein 503. Bases 333 to 2027 code for a protein of 564 amino acids. Gene Ontology annotation, cellular component: nucleus. The transcript is spliced from 2 exons. The record is from RefSeq and is a predicted model, not a curated record. NCBI's taxonomy places the organism in Eukaryota, Metazoa, Chordata, Actinopteri, Esociformes, Esocidae. Gene Ontology annotation, biological process: negative regulation of DNA-templated transcription.
CUAAUUCAGAUGUUGAAGGGAGGAGAGGUUUUCUACUACAUCCGACGUAGAGAGAGCAAGCGCACAAGACGCGCUGCUGCGACUAGAACUGCCACACUAUACACGACGACACUGAGGAAGGAUGCAGAAGCUCACUCUCUCCUGCUGCGUAAUAAACGGGAAAUGUUUUGGUCUUCUCCGGCCCUAACAAGGAUUAUACGAAGUCUAUCUAUUUAUUGGUUUUCUUUCGAACUGCGGUGCUUUAGUACGAGAUGCUAUUUUGAUUCUUUUUGAUUCUUCCUAAAAAAACAAAAACAAAUGUAUUUUUCUUCAAUUUCAAUGAGAAUUGGGUCAUGAUCACAUCGCCCGUAUUCUCUGUCCUGAGAAAUAGUAUCGCGAAACCGGUGUGGGAGAGCAGUUCUUUGGGGGAGAAGGACGCGACGAGAAUCAACAAGCCAUUUAUUCACCCGGUCUCUCCCGCAGAUCCUUUACGGCAGGCUAAUCGUAUACCCAUAAAGAUUUUGAAAAUGCUUACUGCACGAGGAGGGCACAUCUUGCAUCCGGAGUACUUACAACCUUUGCCAUCAACUCCUAUCAGUCCAAUCGAGCUGGAUGCAAAGAAAAGUCCGUUGGCUCUCUUGGCACAGACGUGCUCUCAAAUCGGAAAACCAGACCCUCCGUCUUCUUCCAAACUCUCAUCUGUAACCUCGAACGGAUCUAGUGACAAAGAUACCAAAUCCGGACCACUAAAAAUGAGUGACAUUGGAAAUGAAGACAAAUCUAGCUUCAAGCCGUAUUCCAAAUCGUCAGAGAAGAACAAGGACUCCUCUUCCGGCAGUGGCAGCCUGAGUGGAGAUAAAGCAAGUUUCCGAGUGCCUAGCGCCACCUGCCAGCCAUUCACCCCCAGGACAGGCAGUCCCAGCUCCUGCCAUUCUGUGUCUCCGCUGCCGUCUGAUGGCAAACAAGGAGACAAGGAGGAUAAGAAUAAGGAAUCUGAUAGUAAUAAAAACAGUACAACGGAGGGGAACGGUAGCGGAAGUCACAGCCGGAUAUCUGGGAUUAACAGCGAGGUUAGCAAACACCAGGAGCCCACCUCUGGAUCAAAGGCUAUCACAUCAGACUCACUUACAUCGAUCUCCUCCGCCUCGUCUGUGUUGGGUUCAGGAGGACUCAUAGCGCCCGUCUCCCCUUACAAACCCGGUCACACCGUUUUCCCCCUUCCGCCUGCCGGCAUGUCUUACCCUGGAAGUUUAGCAGGUGCGUACGCGAGCUAUCCCCAGCACUUUCUUCCUCACGGAAUGACAUUAGAUCCGACCAAAUCCGGCAGCCAAUUACUUAGUGCUCAGUUUGCCGCCGCCAGCCAACUUCAGUGCAGUAAGGCUGGGAGCAGUCCCUUGGCCGGUGCUUCUCCUCCGUCUCUAAUGUCUGCUAACCUGUGCCGGGAUCCGUACUGCCUGAGUUACCACUGCGCGAGCCACUUAUCCGGUGCUUCCAGUGCCACCCAGUGCCACGAGUCCUCGGCCUUGAAGCCCGGAUACCCCCUCAUGUACCCAACUCACCCGUUGCACGGCAUGCACUCCUCGCCGCCAUCAUUCGCCGGACACCCGUUAUACCCCUAUGGCUUUAUGCUCCCAAAUGACCCUCUGCCGCACGUCUGUAAUUGGGUGUCGGCCAACGGACCUUGUGACAAGCGUUUUUCUUCUUCCGAAGAGCUUCUUAAUCACCUAAGGACUCACACUGCUUUUGCUGGGACGGAGAAGUUGAUAUCAGGAUACCCGGGUUCAUCGUCACUAGCCAACGCCGCCGCGGCCGCCAUGGCUUGUCAUAUGCACAUGCCCCCGAACGGGGGCCCGGGAAGCCCCGGAACGCUCACACUCAGGAGCCCGCAUCACCCUCUUGGACUGAGCACGCGCUAUCAUCCUUAUUCAAAGAGCCCCCUGCCCCCUGGUGCGUCGGUUCAGAUGCCGGCUGCCGCAGGUCCAUAUUACUCCCCGUAUGCCUUGUAUGGACAGAGACUGACCACGGCGUCUGCGUUAGGAUACCAGUAGAAGAUACAGACAGACGGAUAACCAUACAUUUAUAAAGGAGAUUUUAGGCCUAAAUGACUUUUAUAUUGGUUGUAUUUCAUGCAGGACGGGAUCCGUGGGCUCAAUGUAUUUAUUUGCGAUAGCUCCAAGCGUGACAAAAAUAAAAUAAUUAUAAUAUAA